UCUAAGGACAAUCUUGUGGAGUGAAUAAAUCCGUCUUAUAAAUUCGUCAUUUUUUUAAUUUAAAUAAAAUAUUAUAAAUUUAAAUGUACAACGAAGAUUUUGUUUAGUUAAUUAAUAUGAUACAGCUAUUACGUAAUAAAAGAAAAUAAGUUUAAGAAUUGGAUUUUUUAAUUUAAAGUGAUAACGAGAAGGAGUAAAUAGUACAUAUAGUAGUACGUGUUGCAAUAGUAUUUGUAGUUUGUUGUAUCGGAGCAAUCGUCUUUCGCGUAUCACAAAGUUGGUGAGGUGGAAAGUGAUAGUUUUUAGUAGUGAAGAAAAUAAUUUAAACAAAAAAAAAAGAUAUUUACAGAAGUGUAAACGUAAGUGUGAGAGGGCAAGAAGCCACAUCAUAUAAAACGAGGCUUCGUUCUCAGUUACAAGGACUUAUGUUGUUGAUGUUAUUGUUUGCAAACAAAGCACGAACUUAUUCUACUGUCAUUGUUAUAUAUUUUGAUCGAACGUAAUGAAUUUUAAAAAAUGAGAUUUAAAUAAAUAUAUGCAGGAAGAAUUACGCGGUGGCGCGGAUUUUAAACCAAGUUAUAGUGGUGUCCAAGAUUUAUACCCAGACCGUCUCAUUUUUUAAAAAUUUAAAUUUAAAUUUAAAAAACAAAAUACAUUCAUACUUAAUUAUUAUAAUUAAAGAUCCAGAAACCCCUCGAAUUAGCACUUAUGAACUUUUGUUAGGAUAUUUUUAAUUAGCGUUAAUUAAAGACUUGAUUAGAUUUUAAAACACAGCAAAUUAAUUUGAAAGAUUCAUUGCAUUUUUAAAUUACUUAAAGCUUAAAAGGACUUAGUGUUGUUUUGAGAAAAAUUUAUAUGCAAAAAAAGAUAUUAAAUUUUGAACUGAAUCAACAAAAAAAAACGUGGCUAACAAUACCACACAAGUGGCCUUAAAUAAAAUAAUAAUAAUAAAUAUGUUUAUAAUGUCGAGUCUUGUAAAUCAGCAGCUAUGGUGCACUUAUUUAGUGAAUAGUAUGGAACUAUUUAAACCCUGUCAGAAAGUGCCUUUAUCAGCAGGAGAUAGGAGGCCUGGUUGAGCAAUCGAUGCCAAUGAGUCAUCAUUUCUAAUCAUUAAUCAGCAUCAGCAAUUAGUGCAAUUAAAUAUUACAAGUCAUUUUUAUCAUAAUUAGCAAAACCGGGGCUAGAAUUAGCUUGAACCCGUGAAAGAUGGAUACCAAUCAUGAUGGAGAUAAUUUAAAUUUGAGUAGCGGAGAAAAUGAUAUUGGAGAUGAGUUAAAGAUUGGCGCUGAUGAGACUUAUGAUACACGCAGUGAAGUCUCGUCGAGUUCAUCAGACUCAGAUUCCAGCCAGCCAAGUAUCAGCUCUGUGUCCACUAAAUCCUCGCGAGGUGACAAUAAACGUAAUCGACGUAGCCGAGGCAAGCGCCGGCACUCAAGAGACUCCAAGUCGUCGAGUCCGGAGAGCAAACGCGCCAGAUCAAAGGACAGUAAAACGACAACUAAAAAUUACGAUUAUAUUACUAAACUUAAUUACUUAUUUAGAGAUGCAAGAUUUUUUAUUAUAAAAUCUAACAACGCAGAAAACGUGACAUUGUCCAAGGCGAUGGGAGUGUGGAGUACACUGCCGCAGAAUGAAGCGAAUCUUAAUCAAGCUUACAAAGAAGCUAGAAAUGUCUUGUUGAUUUUUUCUGUUAAAGAAUCAGGAAAAUUUGCUGGUUUUGCGAGACUUAGCACUGAAUCCCGGAGAGACUGUCCUUCAAUAUCAUGGGUAUUACCACCAGGCUUAUCAGCAAAAGCUCUUGGCGGGGUAUUUAAAGUAGACUGGGUAUGCAGAAAGGAAUUACCAUUUACAUCAACUCUCCAUCUCCACAAUCCCUGGAACGAUGGAAAACAAGUUAAAAUUGGUCGUGAUGGUCAAGAAAUUGAGCCUCGUAUUGCUGAAGAAUUAUGCAGACUAUUUCCCGAAGACGACGGCAUUGAAAUGACACCAAUUUUGCGUAAGGCCAAGGAAGCAGCCAAGAAUGUAGUAAAGUCGCCGCGUAGAGUUCGCAACGGCCGACCUGUGAUGACAUCGCGAUUUCUGCGUACCCGUGGAAACGCACGAGGAGGACGUAGACUUUUUUUGACAUCAAGAUCACGUCUUGCUUCACUUGCUAGAAGCGGAUAUGGUGGAGAUCAACGAGGAGAUUACAAUCACCGCUAUCCCAGUUGGUUUAGUCGCGAAUCUCCAUAUGUAAAAGGAUACAGACCAUCAGGUAUAGGAAUAGCUGCAGCAGCUGAAGCUUAUGUAGCAGAUUACAUGAGGACAAUGCAACAUCAAUUACCACCUUUACCCCCAUACUCAAGUUCUCAUCCUUACGACGCUCUACCUCCGCCACCCCCACCACCACCACCACCCCGUUACUACGACGGUAUGCCGCUUUACAAUCCUCCGAGUUCAACUAUUGAUAAACGCAGCUACGAGCGCAGUGUUGACGAAUUUCUCUGGAGAACAUCCAGCAGUCGUCAUCACAGUCGUCACAGUGAUCAUCGGUCGUCUCGUGAUCAUCAUCACAGACAUAGGGAACGUAGAUGAAUUUAAUCAGCAAUAUUGCAUUUAUACUGCUUUAUUGAUUAAGUUAAUUUAUAAUAAUAAAAAUAAUAAUUAUGACAUUGAUAUUAAUGAUAAUUAUGCUUUAUAAUAGAAUUAAUCUGAUAUUGAAUAAUAAUCCGGUAUAUAGUCUUUUUAAUUUAAAUAUUAAAGUAAAUAUAUCGAUAAUUAUGAAAUUGUAGAUUGAUAAACUUUGUUCAUAUCAUUUUUAUAUUUUUCUGUGACCAAUAACAAAUACGCAACAAAAUGCAACUUGGUAAUUAAUUUUAAUGAAGUUAUUAUUUUUUAACUCUCAUAUUUUUAAAUAUUAAACAUUAAUUUUUAAUAUUGAAGACAUACUGAUUUUUUUUCUCAAGAAAGCCGAUGGAUGUAUAAAUUUUUUUAAUUUACAAUUUUUAUUGUAUGGCACUGAAAUAUUUAUAAGCUAAGUAACAACUAUAUAACGUAUUUUCAAAAAUUAGUUUUUUACUAUCAGUUUUAUGCAUUGAAAAUAAUGUAUACGCGAUUAAAUUUUUAAUUUUUUUAUAUACUCUGUAAUAACGCCUUGUGUGGAGUUGAAAACAAA
Microplitis demolitor is the source of this 3154-nucleotide messenger RNA. RefSeq names its product YTH domain-containing protein 1 (gene Ythdc1). Gene Ontology annotation, molecular function: N6-methyladenosine-containing RNA reader activity; mRNA binding. The record is from RefSeq and is a predicted model, not a curated record. The transcript is spliced from 5 exons. Gene Ontology annotation, biological process: regulation of alternative mRNA splicing, via spliceosome; mRNA splicing, via spliceosome. Bases 1207 to 2574 code for a protein of 455 amino acids. Gene Ontology annotation, cellular component: nucleoplasm. Lineage: Eukaryota; Metazoa; Arthropoda; Insecta; Hymenoptera; Braconidae.